GUGGUAACUUCAUAGCUUAAUUGAAGGCCACAGUACAACUGUUACUGCAUACAUCAAACCGCCAUCAGUAACCAUGAGCUCAGAGGAGAAAAACAUGUCGCCUGCUCACCAAAUAUCAACUCCAUCUCAUAGGAGUGCAUCAUCAUCUUCAUCCUCUCAAAGAGAGAGUAGACCGGAUGGUGACAACUGGGAAAUCAUUGAAGGAUUAAAAAUUGGUCAGACUAAUGUGCAGAAACCAGAUAAACAUGAGGGGUUCAUGUUGAAAAAACGCAAGUGGCCCUUAAAAGGUUGGCAUAAACGCUUCUUUAUCCUUGAUAAUGGAAUGCUAAAGUACUCUAAGGCACCAUUUGAUAUUCAAAAAGGCAAACUUCAUGGAAGCAUUGAUGUUGGGUUGUCAGUAAUGUCGAUCAAAAAGAAGGCACGCAGAAUAGACCUUGACACAGAAGAACAUAUCUAUCAUCUAAAGGUAAAAUCUCAGGAAGUGUUUGAUGCUUGGGUAACAAAAUUGCGCCAUCAUCGAUUGUACCGUCAAAAUGAAAUCGUGAGAUCACCCAGGGAUGCCAGCUUUCAUGUCUUCCCGACAUCACCAAAAACUGAUACUUCACCAGCUCCAGCUACCACUGUGUUGGAUGUAAAGCCUCAGCAGAACAAUUUCACAUGGCUGCCCUCCAUUCCAUGCAGUACAAGUCUACCUGCUUCCUACAGCAGCAGCCAAACCAAAGUUGCAGCAUGGUUGUUGGAAUCUGAGGAAAUGAGCAAGUGUGCUAAAGAUCUCGCAAAUUGCCAAUCAAGCUUAGUUGAACUCAGUAAACUACUACAAAAUCUGGAAAUCCUACAGAGGACACAGUCUGCGCCUAAUUUCACUGAUAUGCAGGCUAACUGUAUAGAUAUUACAAAGAAAGACAAGCGUGUCACCAGAAGAUGGAGAACAAAAAGUGUCAGCAAAGAUGGAAAAAUGCAGCUUCAGGUUCCUUCGAGCGUCCCUAUGUCUCCACUUCGUUUGCACUCUUCAAAUCCCAAUCUCUCUGCUGACAUCGGAGACUAUCCAGUACAGCCAAGUCCACUUGUGGACUCCCCUGAUUCUACUGCAGAUUAUACUAAACUUCAAGAAGAGUUUUGUCAAAUUGCACAAAAAGUUCAUUGUCUGUUAAAGUCUGCCUUCAACACAGUCGCAAUAGAAAGGGAACAGCUGAAGCAAAUGCUGUUGGAGCAAGAACAUUCUGGCCACAAUGCCCAAAUCUUCAACCUUAGGAGAACACUCUCCCAGCCAGGCGGGAAGAUUCAUGCCAGCAUCCCAUUGUCACAGCAGGUCUGUAAUGAGAGCAGGCUCUCCAUGUCUGAAUCAGUGUCAGAGUUCUUUGAUGCUCAAGAAGUGCUUCUAUCAGCAAGCUCUUCCGAGAAUGAGGGAUCCGAUGAUGAAUCCUAUGUCAGUGAUGUCAGUGAUAAUAUUUCAGAAGAUAACGCCAGUGUUGGAGAUACUGUUUCGCGACAAUUAUCCAAUGACGAGCUCAGUAGUGGUGCAUUUCGAAAUGGUAGACGUACGUGUCUCCCGGCACCAUCUCCAGAUACCAGUAGCAUCAAUCUGUGGAACAUUUUGAGAAAUAACAUCGGAAAAGAUCUGUCCAAGGUUUCCAUGCCAGUUGAGCUGAAUGAACCCCUCAAUACUCUGCAGCAUCUAUGUGAAGAAUUGGAAUAUUCCGAAUUGUUAGAUAAGGCUGCCGAAACGGACGAUCCAUUUGACCGAAUGGUUAUGAUUGCUACAUUUGCAGUUUCAGGAUAUGCUACAACAUAUUACAGAGCUACUUUCAAACCCUUUAAUCCUGUGCUUGGAGAGACAUAUGAAUGUAUUCGAGAAGACAAGGGAUUCCGGUUUUUUGCAGAGCAGGUCAGCCACCAUCCACCGAUCUCUGCCUGCCAUUGUGAAUCAAAGAAAUUUGUCUUUUGGCAAGAUAUCAGAUGGAAGAAUAAAUUUUGGGGAAAAUCUAUGGAAAUACUCCCAAUAGGAAGAGUGAAUGUCAUGCUCCCUAAAUAUGGAGAUCAUUUUGAAUGGAACAAAGUUACCACCUGCAUACACAACAUCCUGAGUGGACGUCGUUGGAUAGAACACUAUGGAGAAAUCACCAUUAGAAACACAAAGAAUAAUGUGUGCAUUUGUAAACUGACUUUUAUUAAGGGAAGUUACUGGAGCUCAAACGUAAAUGAAGUCCAAGGACUUGUGAUGGAUCAGGAAGGGAAGAUAGUACGUCGGCUGUUUGGCAAGUGGCACGAAGGGCUGUACUGUGGAGUUGCACCCUCUGCCAAGUGCAUGUGGAGACCAGGCUCUAUGCCAACAGACAGUGACAUGUAUUAUGGAUUUACAAGAUUCGCUAUUGAGCUGAAUGAAUUGGAUCCAGUGUUGAAAGAGUUCCUCCCAUCAACAGAUGCCAGAUUUAGACCAGAUCAGAGAUUCCUGGAAGAAGGAAAUAUUGAAUCAGCUGCAGCUGAGAAGCGUAGGAUAGAGGAAUUACAAAGAGAACGGAGAAGAUUAAUGGAAGAAAGCAAUUCAACUUAUCAACCCCGAUUUUUUAAGAAAGUUCUUGACAGUAAUCAAAGAGAAUCCUGGAUGAGCAAUGGGACCUACUGGGAAUUGCGGAAGGAUCCAGGGUUUAGUAAAUUAGAAAACAUAGCACUCUGGUAAUGAAAAGUGAAGAAAUAAAAAUGACAGUCUUCACAAAGAAAUUAACUAUGCAUAAGUAAUUAUAGCUAUUAUAAAUCUUACUGUGUUCUUAUGGU
This is a messenger RNA of Hemiscyllium ocellatum (epaulette shark), 2772 nucleotides long. It is a transcript of the gene osbpl6, whose product is annotated as oxysterol binding protein-like 6. The transcript has 21 exons. Bases 74 to 2677 code for a protein of 867 amino acids. The record is from RefSeq and is a predicted model, not a curated record. Gene Ontology annotation, molecular function: cholesterol binding. NCBI's taxonomy places the organism in Eukaryota, Metazoa, Chordata, Chondrichthyes, Orectolobiformes, Hemiscylliidae. Gene Ontology annotation, cellular component: cytosol; intracellular membrane-bounded organelle; plasma membrane.